AUGAGAGUGGAAUAUCAUUGUAAAAGAGACGAAUGCAUGAAUAACGAAGUGUUUGUGGAGGGCGACAUGGAUAUAAAUAUAGAUAAAUUGCAGAUAUGUAGGUUGCGUAACAACAGUCUUUAUGACGAUUGCUGUAAUUAUACCGGGUCAUGGUACGCGGCUAACACAGAGACGAUCGUGGUGCGCCAGGCGAGUUGGCAGCCAAAGAAAAAAACCAUCCUGGUGGCGAAGUUUGCUGAUGUGGAUGGGAAUUACCCCAGAGAAUACAGGCGGAGGAAAGACGAAGGCGAGAUCGUUGGCGCGGUUUGGAAAGACAUUGCGAUGAAAGAAAGAGCCUCGAAGGUGAUGAUCAAGAGUUUCCCCAUCGAGCUGUGCUACAAGCUACAUGGUGUCAAUAUGCUGUUUGUAGGCCGGUUUUCCAAAGCCAAGGUGGUGGCGCUACAGAAAUAUUUCAAGAAUCUCCAAGAAUACUUGAUCUAUCACGGUGGGUAUGGCAAUCGGAAUGAGAUAAUCGAAGCACUUUGCCGCAAGCCGGUGGACUUUUUCUUGUGCGAGCGUACGACUGCGACAACGUACAACUAUUCCUUUAGAUUCAACCGUCCGAUGGUGAAUGCCAAGACCUUUGAGAAAUAUAGGAAACAGUUUGUGGACGGGGUGAAGAGCGAAGCACGAACGAGGGUUCAUCAUCCCUCUGUAUUUAAGUUUCAUAUAAACACCCUUGUUUAG
This is a messenger RNA of Henningerozyma blattae CBS 6284, 726 nucleotides long. RefSeq lists its product as uncharacterized. The record is from RefSeq and is a predicted model, not a curated record. Bases 1 to 726 code for a protein of 241 amino acids. NCBI's taxonomy places the organism in Eukaryota, Fungi, Ascomycota, Saccharomycetes, Saccharomycetales, Saccharomycetaceae. The transcript has a single exon.